Molecule: messenger RNA, 1677 nt
Organism: Canariomyces notabilis
Lineage: Eukaryota; Fungi; Ascomycota; Sordariomycetes; Sordariales; Chaetomiaceae
Product: LETM1-domain-containing protein
Exons: 2
Coding region: 1-1677 (558 amino acids)
Biological process (GO): intracellular monoatomic cation homeostasis
Cellular component (GO): mitochondrial inner membrane
Molecular function (GO): ribosome binding
Source: RefSeq, a predicted model, not a curated record
AUGAGCGCCUCGACAAGAGUCGCACGUCGGGCGCUAGUCGUCAACCCAUUCCUCGGCGCCGGCCGCGCGAUGCCCAGGUCUGCUCUCCUUGCCACCUCAAUCCAUUUAGCACGCAAUGCGCAGCAGCUGGGGCUCAACAGCCCCACCACUGCCCUGCUCAUUCCUCUUCGGAGCCUGACAACCACCCCUGGGACCACCACUCAUGGAGGACCUCCCGGAGCCCCGCCACCAGGAUUCAAUCCGGAGGAGGCUAAGAAACCUCUUCCGAAAGAACCUACCAACGCCGCCAAGCCCGCCGCGAAAGCCGAGCCUAGCAAGGCUGACUCCAGCAAGGCCGCGGCGAAGGAAGCUGCUAAGAGCGUUGCGGAAUUGGCCGUCGACUCACGGGCGUCCCUCACCCAGCUCGCUUCUGCGAAGGAGGUUGCGGCUGAGAAGGCUGAAGGCGAGAAAGAGAAGAAGCUGACGCUCGUGCAAAAGAUCAAAAAAGAAGCGCAACAUUACUGGGAUGGCACCAAGCUGCUGGCGGCCGAGGUCAAGAUUAGCACGCGGCUUGCGCUGAAGAUGGCUGCCGGAUACGAGCUCACUCGGAGAGAGAACCGGCAGCUCAAGCGCACGGUUCAGGAUCUCGGCCGGCUAGUACCUUUCUCUGUCUUUGUCAUUGUGCCAUUUGCCGAGCUUCUGCUCCCGGUGGCGCUCAAGCUCUUCCCCAAUAUGCUCCCCAGCACAUACGAAGGACAAACGUCCAAGGACAAGAAGGCGUCGACGCUCCGGGCCACGCGCAAGGAAGUUAGCGAUUUCCUUCGCCAGACCCUGAAGGAGACUGGCCUUCCUUUAACCCAGGCCACGGCGCAGAAAGAGGAGUUUGCCACCUUCUUCCGGAAGCUCCGCUCUACCGGGGAGAAGCCGACUGCCGAGGACGUGAUCAAGGUCUGCCAGAUCUUCAAGGACGAUCUCACGCUCGACAACCUGUCGCGCCCGCAGCUUGUGUCCAUGUGCAGGUACCUGAACCUAAACACUUUUGGCACGGACAUGAUGCUGCGAUACCAGAUCCGCCACCGCAUGCGGCAGAUCAAGCGUGACGACCGUGCCAUCAGCUACGAGGGCGUCGACAGCCUCACGGUCUCGGAGCUCCAGGUGGCCUGCGCCAGCCGCGGGAUCAAGAGCCACGGUGUUUCGCCAGCUAGGUUACGGGAGGAUCUCCAAACCUGGCUGGACCUGCGACUUCGCCAUGGCGUGCCGUCAACACUGCUUGUGCUCAGUAAUGCCUACAUGUACGGCCAAACGUCGACGGAAGAGGGUGUUUCGGGCCAGAUUGAGGCGCUGACAGGCGUACUGUCGUCGAUCCCCGAAGAGCUUUUCCACGAAAUUGAGCUUGAGGUGCACAACGCUGAGGGCGCGGCCACCAACAAGCAGCGUCUCGAGGUCCUCAAGGAGCAAGAGGAGUUGAUUGGCGAAGAGUUGGAGCAGGACGAGGAGAACCAGAAGACAGGGUUUGCCUCGCCGCGUGAUACUGAAGACAUUGACGAGGAAAAGGAGGAGAGGCAGGCUCAGGCCGAAUUGGAAGGCGUCGAGAAGGCGCAGGUCACCGAGGCGGCGGAUGCAGAGAAGGACCAGCUCGAGGCUUCGAGGAUACAGCAACAACAAAGGACGGAGGUGCUGAAGUCCAGCGACAAGUGA